UUUGACAGUGACAUUUUGACAAGUAUGGUGCCGUAUGUUCAACACCGUGAGAUUUUUAAUAUUUUCUGUUGAAGUCAUGUUAUAAUUAUAAUUACAAAUGAAAACAUGUCACUGGGAGAUAAUCUUAGAGAACUGGGCUGGCAUCUGACCCAGGAAGGUAUAGAAAAUGUGAGUGAAAAUGGACUAAUACAGGACGUGAAAGUGCUCAGUAAAAAGGCUUUAGACUAUGAUCUGAGAGAUAUCGGCGAUGCUGCGUUUCCGGAGGACUUCAUAAAAGACGCACUGAAACUGGAAAACCCAAUAAUUGUGCAAAUUCAGAAGAUUAGGAAUGUAUCCGCACCAAAGGCUAAUGAGGAAUCUACUUCAGCACCCCGGAUGCUGAGGUUGACAUUGAAUGAUGGGAAAACUUCAUGUACAGGUCUAGAAAUAAGUCCAAUAUCGAGUAUCAGUAUUAAUACGCCACCAGGAACCAAGGUGCUGUUAAACAAUGAGGGUCUAGAAGUGGUCCACGGGGUGAUAUGGCUCACUCCAAAUGUCAUCACUGUGUUGGGAGGGAAGGUGGUUCAUAUGAUUGAAAAGUGGGAGCUAAAUAGGAGUUUGGCCAAACACACUAGAGGUGGUGUUGGGGCCGAGCCAGGGGGCCCUCCUCCAUGGAUUCCAUUUGGACAGCGGCUGGAGGCGCUGGCCUCGGACAAGCAGUUCAAGAGCCUGCAGGAAGCAGCCAAGCAGGACAACGCUGAGUUUGAGGCACAGAGGAAGGGGGCCAUUGCUGAAGCUCAACGACUGUCUGGUGUAAAGAAGGUGUUUGGGGGUGGAACGAAACCUUUACUGGAUGCAAAUGUCCAAAAAAUAGUAGAUGCUGGUUUCUCUGAAGAGCAAGCUGAAAAUGCUUUGAAAUAUACUAAAAAUAAUGUCGACAGAGCGCUUCGCAUGCUGCAGAAGAGAGAUGCUUCUGAAAACAGAUCUAAAGACAAGCCUCCAAAAGAGCCCGAGCAGAAACAACACAAAAGAGGACGUAAUAAAGACGUCACCGACGAAGAUAUAAUCCCCGUCAAACCUUCCGGGAAAGUCUCUCUAUUCGACUUCUUAGAGGACAAACUACCUAACGUCCCUGAGAAAGAUCGAAACAGCCGCCAGAGUAACACAGACUUCUAUGACAGAAACGACAGGGGCUACUCAAGCAGAGAUAGGAAUGGUGCCAAAAACAACUUCCGUCCUCAAGGACCAAGAUACGAUAGGGAUAGAUCUGGCAAUAGGGGACACUAUUCCAACGACGGUCACCACAGUCGAGACGACAGAAAGUAUCAAUCGCACACGCAAACAGAGAGACCUCCGCGUUUCCAAAAGAAGUUCGAAGACAGGAACAGACUGCAGCAGCAGCAACUGCAACAGCAACAAAGCCAAUCCAACAAUGUCAAUUAUAAUCAAGCUUACAACAAUUCCUACCAGAACCAACCUCAAAACUACAACAAUCGGCCUGAACGUAGUCCUAGCGACCAAGCUCAAAUUAACUAUAGAAAUAAUUCAAACCCUAUGGACGGCUUAGCGGAGGCGGCGGCGAACCUGAACCUCCUGUCCAACCAAUCACGGGCCGAGGAGCCGGCGCGGAGCUACCAGUCCGACUACAAUAAGAGCUACCCUCCACCAGACAACAACUACCGGACCGAACCCACCCAAAAGUACCAGGAGUACAGCCAGCGCAGACCGCAAACAAACGGCUACAUGGAGGGUCAGCAGAAUGUCUACGCUAAUCCGAACGCUUACGUGCAGGGGGCUUACCCCCAGCGCCAGCAGCAGUACGGGUACAGCGGGCGGCAGGAGUACGGGUCGGUGCGGAGCCCGGGCGGCGGGCCCUUCCUGCCGGGGUCGCUGCUGGGGUUCCAGAAUGCAGCUGUGAAUGAGCAAGCGCGCGCCAUGCUCGGCGUGGCUGAGGUCACGUGGAAGGUGGGAGAUCGAUGCCUCGCGCUGUAUUGGGAGGAUAAUAAUUUCUAUGAAGCAGAGAUCACGGGCAUCUCUGCGAACACGGUUGUGGUCAAGUUCUGUGCGUACGGGAACCACGAAGAGGUGCUGAAAUCUAACUGCCUUCCCUUCCCUGCCCAGGGAAGUAAUUACCGAGGCGCGUUCCCACGACGCCCGUAGUGGCAGUCCGCGGCGCCGCCCGCCGCCCGCAGCUGACGACCCCGCGUGGCUUCACCGACCAAUCACAACGGACACACAGCACCGCACGAGCACGCCAUUGGCUGAGAGCUCGCUCGCUGAUGCACACAUUGGCUGACUGGUUUACGU
Messenger RNA from Plutella xylostella (diamondback moth), 2286 nucleotides. RefSeq names its product tudor domain-containing protein 3. Lineage: Eukaryota; Metazoa; Arthropoda; Insecta; Lepidoptera; Plutellidae. Gene Ontology annotation, molecular function: protein binding; RNA binding. The record is from RefSeq and is a predicted model, not a curated record. Gene Ontology annotation, cellular component: cytoplasm; nucleus. Gene Ontology annotation, biological process: mRNA processing.